AUGGCGCCCAAUUCCAAGCUCAAUGCAAAGCGCAAGGCGCAAAGAGAAGGAGGGAAACCUGUGAAACCAAAGAGCGAAAAACGUUCGACCAUCGCCGAAGCAAAAGGGCCUGGGAUAUCGUACAUACCCAUCGAACUUCAACAACUCUUAUUGAACAUCUUCCGGAACUCUUUCGCGGAGAGGUUGAGUUCGGACUUCGGUCCGCUGUUACAGGAAGUCAAGGGUCAUCUUUACAAUCGCGAUUUCACGACUGCUUUUGGAAAGAAUGAGUAUCUAGAGGCGUAUGCGGCUAGAUGGAGUCCUAGUCGCGCGUUGGGGUAUCUGGAUUUGAUAUGGGAGUGGAGGGACGAGCUAUGGUCGGAUGAGGAGGAGGAAGUAGAAGAGAAUCAAGAAGUCAGCAAAGAGGGUGUCAAGUCAAAGAGCCGGAAGGUCGUAUGUCUUGGUGGUGGAGCAGGCGCGGAGAUUGUGGCUCUGGGCAGCAUGCAGAAGUUGAUGUCUAGCAUGAGCUCAGAAGAAGAAGGGAGCGAAGUUGCGGGAAAACAUAUCGAAGUCGCCGCGAUAGACGUCGCUGACUGGAGCGUGGUUGUGGAAAACCUAGCGAAACAACUUACUACCGCGCCGACGCUGAACAAGUACGCAUCGGCUGCUGCAAAAGCCGCAAACGUCCCGUUGCUCAACCCGGAAGACAUCUCAAUACAAUUCAAACAGCAAGAUGUGCUUCAAGCUUCUGUCGAAGAGUUAUCCGCUCAGCUCGCAGAUGCAAAUCUCGUAACGCUACUCUUUACGCUGAACGAACUAUAUUCAACAUCAAUGCCUCUGACCCAGAAAUUCCUUCUCCUUCUGACGUCGAUCCUCCAACCCGGCGCGCUUCUCCUCGUAGUCGACAGCCCCGGAAGCUACUCUUCGGUCACUUUGAACGGCGCUGAGAAGAAGUACCCGAUGCAGUGGCUAUUAGACCAUACAUUGCUGAAGCAAGCCAACGGCAAUCUGAACGAGCGAGGCAAGGAAGAGAUAGUCCGCUGGGAGAAGACCAAAGAAGAUGAUAGUAGGUGGUAUAGGCUGGACGAGAGACUGCGCUAUCCGAUUGAAUUGGAGAAUAUGCGGAUGCAAGUACAUCUUUAUCGGAAGCUGUAG
Molecule: messenger RNA, 1134 nt
Organism: Alternaria atra
Lineage: Eukaryota; Fungi; Ascomycota; Dothideomycetes; Pleosporales; Pleosporaceae
Exons: 1
Coding region: 1-1134 (377 amino acids)
Source: RefSeq, a predicted model, not a curated record